Molecule: messenger RNA, 1571 nt
Organism: Oryctolagus cuniculus (rabbit)
Lineage: Eukaryota; Metazoa; Chordata; Mammalia; Lagomorpha; Leporidae
Product: mas-related G protein-coupled receptor member X2
Biological process (GO): G protein-coupled receptor signaling pathway
Cellular component (GO): plasma membrane
Molecular function (GO): G protein-coupled receptor activity
Source: RefSeq, a predicted model, not a curated record
AUGAUAAGCGAAUCAAAGUCAGACAGCAGGUUCUCAAAUCUUUUUUGUGUUUCCAGGGACACCCCCACCCCUGGUGGGUUUCCGAGCACGAAUUCAAGCAGCCCAGACUGGGAGACCGAAACGACAGCACUGGACAGAAGCAAUGGGACCACGACUCCAAAGCCUGACAAACUGCUUCUGGUCUCUAGCUGGCUGAUGCUCUCCAUUGCCCUCGCUGGGCUGGCUGGAAACGCGGCUGUGCUCUGGCUCCUGGGCUUCCGCAUGCGCAGAAACGCCUUCUCCGUUUACGUCCUCAACCUGGCAGCAGCGGACUUCUUCUUCCUCUGCGUCAGCGUUGUGCUUUCUCACUUCAGUUUGUUCUCCACCUCAGUCCCUCAUUUCUUAACCUCUGUGUGGAAUUUUUUCUACCUUACCGGUCUGAGCAUAAUCAGCGCCAUUAGCACCGAGCGCUGCUUGUCCGUCCUGUGGCCUAUUUGGUACCGCUGCCACCGGCCCAGACGCCUGUCAGCUGCCAUAUGUGCCCUGCUCUGGGCCCUGUCCCUGGUGUUGAGCUUCCUGGAAGGGUACAGUUGUGGUUUCCUGUUUAGCGAUUGGGAACCUUCUACAUGUCGGUCAUUUGAAUUUCUCGCUGCAGCGUGGCUGAUAUUAUUAUUUUUGAUCCUCUCUGUGUCCAGCCUGGCCCUGCUGUUCAGGAUCCUCUGUGGCUCACAGAGGUUUCCCCUGAACAGGCUGUAUGUGACUGUCCUGCUCACAGCUCUGGUCUUUCUCCUAUUUGGCAUGCCCGAUGGCAUCCAUUGGUAUCUCUUAUUCUGGAUUGCUGGAUUUUAUAAUAAUUCCCAUGCCUAUUUUAACCAGGUUACACAGGUCCUGUCCUGUGUUAACAGUUCUGCCAACCCUAUCAUUUACUUCUUCGUGGGCUCCUUUAGACAGCGGCGGAGGGGACAGACGCUGAAGCAGGUUCUCCAGAGAGCUCUGCAGGACGCUCCUGAGAUGGGUGAAAGUGGAAGCGGGCUUCCCCAGGGAACCCCAGAGAUGUCGGGGAGCAGCCUGCUGUAGCGAUGGAGACCCCCCUCUGCACUCACGCAGAUACGGCUUCCAGAGCCAGUCCUGCUCCUAUCACAUCAGGAAAUUUUCUGUCCUCCUCCAGGCCUUCACCCAUCCUAGUGCGAGCUUUGUAAUCUCCAGAAUCCAGGACUUUCCCCACUUUUGAGGACCCUAUCUUUAGUACAAGACUUUAAGCAAGUGCAGGAAAAUUUUGAAUUCCUUUGGCUAUUGUACCUGACAGGAAUUCAGGAACUCUAAGAAUUUUCUAUUUUGACAAGUAUCUUUUGUUUCUGUCCCAUAAUUUCUCUCUAAAUAAAAUUAAGACUAUUCCAUUUCAAUCCAUCCCCAAAAGAGAGGUCUUCCUUAAUUCUGUCAGUCCUUAAAAUAUCCCCCUUACUUUAAUUAAAUAUUUAUUGAAUAAAUGACUUGGUUGACAAGUAUAAGCUGAUGGAUUUUUUUCCGGUGACUUUUUUGCUUUUUGCUUUGAACAUCAGCAUUAAGUGGGUUACUGUACACAUCCAAAGGCC